CCAUUCCAAGAUCCGAACUGAACUCCAGCGCCAUUUUUCCCCCCUAUGAAAAAAAACCUCACAAUGCAUUUCCUCUAUUCUCCAGACCUAAUCUGAUACACAAACAUCAAUAAUAAAACCAUGAUCCGGACAACCAAAAUCCCCAAUCACACCACUGCCCUAAUCGACCGCCUCCGCCGCCACCACUUCCCUCCGGCGAGAUCCCUAAUCCUCACCACCACCGAGGGCCGCCGCCCCACCAUCGUCCACAAGCGGAGCCUCGACAUCCUCCACGACCCAUGGUUCAACAAAGGCACCGCCUUCUCCGUCACGGAGCGCGACCGCCUCAACCUCCGCGGCCUCCUCCCGCCCAACGUCAUGUCCCCCGCCCAGCAGAUCGACCGAUUCAUGGUCGACCUCCGCCGCCUCCAGGUCCAGGCCCGCGACGGCGAGUCCGACACCAACGCCCUCGCCAAGUGGCGGAUCCUCAACCGCCUCCACGACCGCAACGAGACAAUGUACUACAGGAUCCUCCUCGACAACAUUGCGGAGCACUCCGCCAUCGUCUACACCCCCACCGUCGGCCGCGUCUGCCAGAAUUACAGCGGCCUGUUUCGCCGGCCGAGGGGCAUGUUCUUUAGCGCCGCCGAUCGCGGGGAGAUGAUGUCCAUGGUCUAUAAUUGGCCCGCCGAGCAGGUCCAUAUGAUUGUCGUCACGGACGGAAGCGGGAUAAUGGGGCUGGGAGACCUGGGCGUACAGGGGAUCGGGAUGGCGAUCGGAAAACUCGACCUGUACGUCGCGGCGGCGGGGAUAAAUCCGCAGAGAGUUCUCCCGGUGAUGAUCGAUGUCGGGACCAACAACGAGAAGCUGCUGGGAGAUCCAUGGUACCUGGGACUGCAGGAGCGGCGGCUCGACGGCGACGAGUACGUCGAGAUCCUCGACGAGCUCAUGGAAGCAAUCUUCACUCGCUGGCCGAACGUCAUCGUCCAAUUCGAAGGGUUCCGCGGCGAAUUGGCUCACAAGUUGUUGCACAGAUACAGAAACGUCUACAGAAUGUUCAACGACGACAUCCAGGGAACGGCGGGGGUUGCAAUCGCCGGAAUUUUAGGAACCCUAAGAGCGAGGAAACGCCCAAUUUCCGAUUUUCCGAACCAGAAGAUCGUCGUCGCCGGCGCGGGAAGUGUAGGAAUCGGGUUCCUCAAUGCGGUUGGGAAAACGAUGGACCGAUUUCUGGUACAGAGUACCGGCGGCUCCGGUUGUGAAAGUAAGAUUCGGGACCAGAUCUGGGUUGUUGAUGCUCGAGGGUUAAUCACCGAGGAACGCCGGGAAAUCGAUCCGGAGGUUCGUCGUUUUGCGAGGAGAGGUGAUAAUCGGUUGAAGGAAGGGGCGGAUCUGGCGGAAGUGGUGGGGGAAGUGAAGCCGGACGUUUUAGUCGGGUUUUCGGGUUCCGGCGGGUUGUUCACGAAAGAUGUAUUGAAUGCCCUGAAAGGAUCCGGAUCCGGAUCCGACCCGGGACGCCGGCCGGCGAUUUUCGCGAUGUCGUACCCUAAUCCGGAGUGUACAUUCGAGGAGGCUUUUGCAGUUUUGGGGGACAACAUGAUAUUCGCGACGGGGAGUUCACCGACGGCGAAGCGGUGCUGUAAUCAGGUGAACAAUAUGUAUCUGUUCCCCGGGAUCGGGCUCGGGGCGCUGCUAUCGGGGUCGAAGAUGAUAUCGGACGGGAUGCUGCAGGCGGCGGCGGAGUGCCUGGCGGGAUGCGCGUCGGAGGAGGAAUUGGGGAAGGGGAUAGUGUACCCGGAGAUAUCGAGGGUUAGGGAGAUAACGGAGAAAGUGGCGGCGGCGGUGGUGAAGGAGGCGAUUGAGGAGGAUGUGGCGGAAGGGUACAGGGGAAGGGCGAAAGCGAGGGAGCUGCAGCGGCUGGACGACGAUGAGAUUGUGGAGUAUGUGAAGAACAAUAUGUGGAGCCCGGAGUACGCCAAGAUGGUGUUUAAGUACCUAUGAGCGGAGAAUUCGCCGGCGGCCGGCGGUGAGAUGGAGCUGCCGGAUGUUAUUGUUUGAUCCACUUCACUCUCCCGCCAACAAUUUUGAAGAGAUACAUACCUAUAUCUUCUACUUCUUUCAUUUUCUUUGUUUCUGUUACCUAAUCAUCUUCUUUUGUUACAGGAAGUUGAGGUAUAUAUGUGACAAGAAAUAACUUCAUACGAAAUACUUAAUAAUUGGAAUUGAAGUUUGAAUUGUCCGACAAUUUAAAAUACGGAAAAAAUAAUUUAGUUCGAAUAAGUUCGAAUUGACUCGUUUUUAGGCAAAAAUAAUUGUCUGGGA
Linum tenue is the source of this 2301-nucleotide messenger RNA. Lineage: Eukaryota; Viridiplantae; Streptophyta; Magnoliopsida; Malpighiales; Linaceae. The record is from the annotation of a GenBank genome assembly.